Messenger RNA from Cydia strobilella, 2843 nucleotides. RefSeq names its product RING finger protein 17-like. Lineage: Eukaryota; Metazoa; Arthropoda; Insecta; Lepidoptera; Tortricidae. Bases 438 to 2615 code for a protein of 725 amino acids. The record is from RefSeq and is a predicted model, not a curated record. The transcript has 7 exons.
GUGUAGCGUCCGCAGUGCGCGUGUGGCUGCCCGACAGGGGCCGCCAGCUGUCCGUGCCGUGGGACCGCCUGCGCGCCGUCCGGCCCCGCUUCACUGCGCUCCGAGCGCUGGCAAUUGAAAGCCACCUGGCGGGGAUAAGUCCAGUCGGCGGGCGAUGGCACUUGUCCGCCGGCGAGCUACUGGCGCAGCGCUCCGGGCGCGCGCUGCGGCUGGUCGCGCACGAGUCGCGCCGCCGCAGCGUCGGCGCCGUGCUGCUCGAGCUCGACCCGACCGCCGUCGUGUGCCUCAACCGGGAGCUGCUCGCUAAACAGCUGGCUACUACUGACGGGUCCAUUGACUUUGAAGCCCUCACUGCGGAAUACGAUUCUACUAAAAAGGAACCAAUCCCACAAUCACCCGUAAAUAGUGAAAACGCCACAUGCAAAAAUUAUGAAACAAUGGCAAGAAGGUAUCAGGAUGAGUUCCAACCCGGCUCAAAAGAAACACUCCGAUUGGAAGCGAAGAUCCUUCUCUGCGAGUCCCCAUCAUUGAUAUACAUCUCAUUGGUACACCAGCAGAAAACAUUCAACGAGCUGUUUGAAGAUAUGCAGAAAUUCUACUCGAAACGCAAAACUCCGCGCCGCGAAAGAUGGAAAGUGAACGAUAGAUGCUGCGCAUUUUGUAUGCAGUCACAGACAUGGCGUCGAGCUACCGUCCUCAAAACGGAAAAGGACCAAGUCAUCGUAUUCUUUACAGAUUUCGCUCAAACCGAGACGGUGUCGAUAUCGAACUUGAAAAAGUUGCAUACCGAUUUUGAAGUGAUAGGAGACGCGGCUAUAAAGUGUCAUCUAGCGGGGUUGCUGCCGGCGGACGGGGAGUGGCCCUCGCUCACCAAGGAGUUCCUGAAAGACAAACUGGAGGAGUACAAACGCGUGUUCGUGACAAAAGUCGGCGAGUUCGAGGACAAGAGCAUGCCGGUUCAGCUGUGGGUGUACCACACGGAGCUGGGCAGCGCGCUCGAGCCCAACGAGUCCGAGUGGCGCUGCCUCAACGCCGAGCUGGCGAGCCGCGGCCUCGCCAUCGAUACUCGUCAGAUUGAGGGCGCCACCUCUGGACCAGACGACGAGCUGCGUUUCCUGAACGUGCGCGGCUCGGUGAAGGAGUGGCUGCUGCCGCCGCUGCCCGGCUCGGCCAGCUCGGACGACGUGCCCGCGUGGCUGCCCGCCGAGCCGCUGCGAGCCCCAGAGUUCACCGCCCUGCCCACAUACAUAGACAACGAUGGCAUCAUCUACUUGCACGAUGUCUCGCAGGAGGACGACUUGGAGUUCAUCCGCGACACGCUCGAAAUGGUGUUCAAAGAGGAGGACCUCAAGGCGCCGUACUGCUCGUGGCGCGUCGGGGAGCUUUGCGUGGCGCGAUAUUACCUCGACUCGAAGUUCUACCGCGGGACGGUGCUCGAGGUCAACCCCGCCCAGGGCAACUGCCUCGUUCAAUACGUCGACUACGGCAAUUCCGAGCUCUGCGCCUUUACCGACCUGAGGAAACGCGUUGCUCUACACCAGAUCCCCAUCCAAUCCCACAAGGUCUCGCUCGCCCGCAUCAAACCCGUCGGUGAGCCGUGGGACCAAACCGUCCUCGACUACAUACACAAGGCCAUCGUCGAGAAGAAAUGCUUCGUCAAAGUGGCAGCCCCGCCGGUCAACGACGUCACGCCAGUCGACCUCAAGUAUGACAAACUCUGGAUUAAUGACCACCUAGUCGAGUUUGACUUGGCUGAAUACAUUGACGGCUCCAAGCCUAUAGAACGCAAGUUUAUAAAUAAAUCUAAACACGCUUCAAGUACAACAGUAAAAAACAAAAGAACUGAAACAGAGAUGAAUGUUAUUGAAAUAAACAGUGGUUCCGAACCCGAUUACAUUGUUGAGGAGAAUAUAAACUCCUCACAAGCGUCAGGCUCGCCGGACUCCUUCAAAAUGAGCACGCUAGUUGAUCAAAACGGCAGUGCGAGCGAGAAAGACAGCUCUAACUUAGUCUCGUAUCUGCGACAAGAGGAUCGAGAAUUUAGCUGUAACAUACCCGUGAUAAACGACGCAAACUCUUUGGAAUUAAUGAUCGUUCAAGAUGCGGAUAGCCAUGUGACAUAUGAAGCACUUUUAGAUAUUGUGAAAGAAAUGGGAAAUAAUAUGCCGCCGUUAAACGGUAUAUACGAGUACAAACCGUGCAUCGCGCUCUUCGAAGACCACUGGUACAGGGCAUCUAUACUAAAGUACAGUGAAACGAAAAAUCUAGUUAAAGUUCACUACGUGGACUACGGGAACAUUGGAAUAGUUCCCUUGUCUGACGUGAGGGAGAUAAGUAAAGAUUGGGUGUGUCUGCCGCCGGCCUGUAUCACGGUGCGCCUGCACGGCGUCCGCGUCAACCCAGACUUCGACCCGGACGACGUCACCAAAGCCUACAUCAAUACGUUUCUCGACAAAGGACCGUUCCGCGCUACUAUUGCGGACUAUGUGGAAUAUGACAACUCGAUGCCCGUCGUAGAAUUAAGGAAUACCGACGGAGAACUAGUGUAUAGGAAAUUGAUUGAAGAAAAAGUGUUAUUACGUGAUACGCGCGAUGAAGAGAAUUUGGCUAAGUAAUUAAAAGAUCUGAAGACUGAUCUGGAAUUUGAUCUGAUCAAAAUUUCAAAACUAUGAUUCAUAAGUUUCGAGUCCAACUAUUUUAUAUCAUGAAUCAUGACUAUACAGUCCCAUUAUUGAUAUAAUGACACGCAACGCACAGCAUAAACAGUUGAAAAUUUGAAAUAUAUAGAUCCGGGUUUUAUAGGUAUUCUAUUAUUACCGAGGCGUUAAUAAAAAUAAAUCAAA